AUGCUACGCACCGUUGCAAAAUGCGUCUUCCGCCCAUCGGUUGAGGCUAACAAAUUUGCAUCGAGUCGUUCACCCAUUAAAAUCUUCACUGCAGGACUGACCCUCACGAGCAAGCCCAAGCUUCGAGACUAUCAACAAGAAUGCAUCAAAUCGGUUCUCUCAUCCCUGAGACAAGGACACAAACGCGUAGGAAUAUCACUGGCCACGGGAAGCGGCAAAACUGUCAUCUUCACACAACUGAUCGACAAAGUGCAUUCGCGUUCAAAUGGCGGCAACCGCACUCUUAUUCUAGCGCAUCGCCGUGAACUUGUAGAGCAAGCUGCGCGGCAUUGCCAACUAGCAUACCCAGAAAAGACAAUUGAGAUUGAAAUGGGCUCGAUUCAUGCCUCGGGAUCAGCGGAUAUCACCAUUGCCAGCGUGCAAAGUAUCACUUCUAGAGAUCGACUGGAAAAGUUUGCGCCUUCAGAUUUCAAACUAGUUUUGGUGGAUGAAGCACAUCACAUCGUCGCGCCGGGAUACCUUCGAACUCUCAAGCACUUCGGGCUGGACCAAAAGCAGCGAGACUCACCCACUCUCAUCGGCGUCUCAGCUACGUUCUCAAGAUUCGACGGUGUCAAGCUAGGUGCCGCAAUUGACGAAAUUGUCUAUCACAAGGACUAUGUCGACAUGAUUACCGAUAAGUGGCUCUCAGAGGUCAUUUUCACAACCGUCGAGUCGUCUGCCAACUUAUCCAAAGUGAAGAACGGUGCGUUUGGCGAUUUCCAAACAGGAGAGCUAUCCAAAGUUGUCAACACGAACGAAGUCAACGACAUUGCUGUAAAGAGCUGGAUGGCCAAAGCCGGAGACCGGAAGAGCACGUUGGUCUUCUGCGUGGAUUUGGCACACGUCUCUGGGCUUACUCGAAAAUUUCGGGAAUAUGGGUACGACGCGCAAUUUGUAACUGGCGAUACACCCAAGGUAGAACGCGGUGAGAUCCUAGACGCAUUCAAAAAGGGAAAGUUUCCGGUUCUGGUUAACUGCGGUGUGUUCACCGAGGGUACGGACAUACCAAACAUCGAUUGUAUUGUUCUCGCAAGACCAACAAGAUCACGAAAUCUGCUAGUUCAAAUGAUUGGCAGAGGUAUGCGGCUUCACCCGGGCAAGAAAAACUGUCACAUCAUCGAUUUGGUGUCCAGCUUGGAGACCGGCAUUGUGACUACACCGACGCUAUUUGGGCUUGAUCCCAACGAAUUGGUCGAAAAGGCAUCUGUAACGGACAUGAGAAGAAUGAAGGAGGCGCAAAGCGCAGAAGAAGCACGAAAUCACGACGCAGACUCGAAUGGACCAACCCCGCCAAUCAAGUCAGCAGAAGCAGUAACAUUCACCGAUUACUCCUCUGUUCUGGACUUAAUCGCCGACACAUCUGGGGAACGACACAUUCGAGCCAUCAGCCAGAACGCCUGGGUACAAGUCGGACCAGAAAGAUUCGUUCUCUCAGCCCCUAGCGGGUCAUACAUCCGCAUCGAGCGAAUCCAAGGUCCUGUUACAGCCUCAUCACCAACAUACAAGGCCCUCGAGAUCCGUGCUCUACCGCCGGGGGUGGCGAAAUCCCCGUUCGCUGCACCUAGAGAGAUUCUCACAGCCGCUACGUUUAACGACGCCGUCCACGGAGCAGAUAGUUAUGCGGCGAACGCAUUUCCCCAUAGCUUUAUACACCGACAUCAGCCCUGGAGGAACUUGCCUCCUACGCAAGGGCAGUUAGAUUUUGUAAAUAGGUUGCGUGGAAAGGCGAAUGCGCUCAGUGUGUUGGAUUUGACAAAGGGCAAGGCGGCGGAUAUGAUUACAAAGUUGAAGCACGGUGCUCGUGGGCAAUUUGCGAAAAUAGAGGCCGAGCAGCGUCGUAGAGAAAAACAGAGUAAUGUUUUGGAGGCAAGACAGAACAGGGAGCGGGUGACGGUUGGGCCGGUGAUGGCAUAG
Messenger RNA from Pochonia chlamydosporia 170, 1956 nucleotides. RefSeq names its product DEAD/DEAH box helicase. The transcript has 2 exons. Gene Ontology annotation, molecular function: hydrolase activity; ATP binding; DNA binding. The record is from RefSeq and is a predicted model, not a curated record. Lineage: Eukaryota; Fungi; Ascomycota; Sordariomycetes; Hypocreales; Clavicipitaceae. Bases 1 to 1956 code for a protein of 651 amino acids.